This is a messenger RNA of Sycon ciliatum, 1674 nucleotides long. RefSeq lists its product as uncharacterized. The coding region runs from base 264 to 1283 and encodes 339 amino acids. The record is from RefSeq and is a predicted model, not a curated record. NCBI's taxonomy places the organism in Eukaryota, Metazoa, Porifera, Calcarea, Leucosolenida, Sycettidae. The transcript is spliced from 5 exons.
CGUCGAGUAUCGUCACCCAGCAAAUGCUGGUGAUAUAACAGUGGUGUUUGUUGUAUUCUUUUCCUUGCUUGAUGAUCUUAUUCAAGCUUUCCUCUCACACUCUUCUUGCGGAGAGGACAGACCAGUAGUAGCUGGCAUAUUUACUUGCCACCCAUAUAAAUUAUAAUGGCUUAGCAGCGGCAUACCUACCACCUAUAAAUUUUGGACACAGGAUUCCCAGCCCGGAUUUUGGUUGCGGACGUUUCCGAUGAGCGCAGUUAAUCAUGCGGUAUCGCUGCACAAUCAGUCACCCGCAGCUGCCAGUUCUGCUGCUGAUGAAGUUUCUGGUUGUGCACUUCCUGGCUUGUGAUGGGUCGAGUGCAUUACUUCGUUCACAAAGCGUGGCAGUCAGCAACUCCGGAGAAAACGUUCACUAUGCAAAGGGGGACUUGAAGUCGUUGGGAAGAACGGAUGUGACUGCAAAGGACUUUGUGAGGUGCAAUGAGCGCCCAGCAGCGCCCGAAUCCAUGAGCCUUGAUGUGUGCCCUGUGGGGUUCAGCACUAAUGUCACCACAACCCAGUGCUGUUUACUCAAGGUGGCUGUCCUCCAGCAACUGCAAGAAACAACUAGACCAACCAAUUGCUGUGCGGAUGGGCAGUGUCCUUUGUCUGUCAGCAGUGUCGUCAGCCAUAGCUACAUAUGCCUCGACGACUCUCAUAAUAACACUCACAAAGCGGAAGGGCAACGAUUUGAUAACAUCACCCGUCUCCUGCAGUGCUGUUCAUCUGUUUGUUGCAUUGGCCGUCGCGAUUCAGAGGACAGUCUGGAUGCAAAAACAAGGGGUAAGCGAUGGAUUGUGAUCCUCUCCCUGGCUGUGUCCGGCUCUGCACUUAUCGUCAUAGUCAGUGCUCUCUACAUUUGCUGGCGGCAGGCCGCGCAUGAAAAGCACUCCAUUAAGUUCUCUCCCAUGAAGCGACGCUACCAGGCAAUUCGCAUGAGUCCACCGGCCCUCCAGGUAACAUACCGCGACGAUAUUGACACGUCGGAGCUCAUCUUCCCCGCGCCGUCAGCAAAACCAGGACCUGCAGCGAAACCAGCACCAAAGAAGAUUGCCAGUGUCAGAGCUUACGGGAAACAGAAUCUGCUGCCAUCCCUGGACUCCUCCGUUCUGCACCUGACUUCGCAGGAGGUGGACGGCAAAUUUGAAACUGGCACGGAAGAAGUUGAGAUCGACGUGCCAUUUGUGUCGCGGACUCGCGUGCAGCCUGUGCCCAGCAUGCAGCAUCCAUACCUAGAUAGCUGAACAUCAUACCAAGAUAGCUGGCUAGCUAGCCAGUGGUAGUGAUGCAGAUCAUCAUACCAAGAUAGCUGAUAGCUGGCUAGCUAGCCAGUGGUAGUGUCCUGGCAGGUGUGAGCAUGCAGAACAUCAUACCAAGAUAGCUGGCUAGCUAGCCAGUGGUAGUGUCCUGGCAGGUGUGAGCUGUGCAGACCAUCAUACCAAGAUAGCUGGCUAGCUAGCCAGUGGUAGUGUCCUGGCAGGUGUGAGCUGUGCAGAACUAUACUCUUCAUGAAUGCACCCGCACCACUGGAUAUGAAUCAAACCAAAGCUCACAGUGACUAGACAACUUGUGUUCUGUUUCUGAUAAUAAUUGUGAUAAAUUUUGAAAAAAGAUUGUGACCUAAUUGAACUGUUA